Messenger RNA from Leucoraja erinaceus (little skate), 1510 nucleotides. RefSeq names its product vacuolar protein sorting 36 homolog (gene vps36). Bases 90 to 1247 code for a protein of 385 amino acids. Gene Ontology annotation, biological process: protein transport to vacuole involved in ubiquitin-dependent protein catabolic process via the multivesicular body sorting pathway. Lineage: Eukaryota; Metazoa; Chordata; Chondrichthyes; Rajiformes; Rajidae. Gene Ontology annotation, molecular function: phosphatidylinositol-3-phosphate binding; ubiquitin binding. The transcript is spliced from 14 exons. Gene Ontology annotation, cellular component: late endosome membrane; ESCRT II complex. The record is from RefSeq and is a predicted model, not a curated record.
CUCCGGCAGGUGGUGGUGCUGAGUCCGGGCCUGGUCCGCCGCUGCAGUCCCCGCAUCGGUCUCCGUUGCUGCUGCUGCCGCCGCCGGCCAUGGACCGCUGGGCGUGGGCCAACGGCCUGCUGGACAUGACCGAGACCCUGGUGAUCCAGCAGCGCGGAGUCCGCCUCUACGACGGCGACGAUAAGACAAAAUUUGACUCUGGCUCCCUUCUGCUCACCACACACAGAUUACUCUGGAGAGACCAAAAAACUUCUGAUUGCUGCAUCUCGCUGCCUCUGUGGCAGAUUGUUUUCUUUGAAGAACAAGCAGCUGGAAUAGGAAAAAGUGCUAAAAUAAUCAUUCAUCUUCAAGCGGCUGCCUCCAACAAGGAUGCGGGCCCGUAUCAGAGCAGCAAGUACUCUUUCAUCAAACUCUCCUUCCGCGAACAUGGACAGAUCGAGUUUUACAGGCGACUUGCGGAGGAACUAUCUCAGAAGCGAUGGGAGAGGAGCUCUGUACCUCAGCCAGUGCCAGCUGGUAGAUCACAACCAGGAAGAGUGAAGGCUGUAGGAAUUGUGGGCAUAGAGCGGAAGCUGGCAGAGAAACGGAAGGAGACGGACAAAAACAUCUCGGAGGCGUUUGAAGAUCUCAGUAAGUUAAUGACAAAGGCCAAAGAGAUGGUGGACUUGUCGAAGUCAAUAGCGAACAAAAUCAAGGAGAAGCAGGGAGCUAUUUCUGAGGAUGAGACGAUCCGUUUCAAAUCGUACCUACUCAGCAUGGGCAUAGCAGAUCCAGUCACCAGGGAAACGCAUGGAUCGGGAACAAACUACCACAAGGAACUGGCCAAGCAACUGGUGGCGAUGCUGCACGCCCCCUUGGAGGAACAAGGUGGAAUGAUGGCUCUGACCGAGGUCUAUUGUUUAACGAACCGGGCUCGAGGAAUGGAGCUUCUCUCACCAGAAGAUUUAGUGAAUGCUUGUAAAAUGUUCGAGGAUCUGAAACUACCAAUGAGAUUGCGUGUUUUUGACAGUGGAGUGAUGGUGGUUCAACUCCAGUCACAUAAUGAAGAUGAAAUGAUUGCUUCAGCUCUGGAGACGGUGUCAGAGCGAGGCGUCCUCAGUUCAGAAGAGUACGCCAAGCUGGUGGGCAUCUCGGUUCUGCUGGCCAAGGAGAGGCUGCUGCUCGCCGAGAAGUUUGGCCACCUCUGCCGUGACGAUUCCGUGGAAAGCCUGCGCUUCUACCCAAACCUCUUCCUGACGCAAGACUGACAGCUCACCAGUGACGGUCUGCACCGCAUUUUGCUCCCGGCCCAUGGAUUGUGGCGAGUAUGAGCGACUGUGACCACUGCAAAGUGGAAUUCAGGCACUUACCACGGUCAUUGUGGUGGAAUGGUGGAAGCUGAACAUCAACAGGAUGCUGCAUGGAUGAACACAGCAUAAGCAAGUGCUUACGAACAUCAUCAGCGACUCAUUACUGUCUUCCAAAUGAUGUACAUCUAUUGGAACAAACAAUAAAUUCAAUGUGAAUCUUA